AUGGCAGGCCUGCUGCUGCGGCAGCUGGAUCCUGUGCGCCAGAUCCAGCGAACUUGCAGCUUUCGGCUUGAGCCGUCCGUGCUCUUGCGCUGUCCCCACAUCUUGUGCUUUACUGCAGAGGAUGUGGCCGAAAGUCCGCUGUCUCUCUUUCCCCUUUGCCUCUCUGCUGUGCUGCGCUGUGCUCGUGGCCCCAAGGACUGCGGCGUGAUCUUCGACAGCUCUGAUGCGGUUAUGGACGAGGCCAAGAAGAUGGUCCGUCUCGACCACGUCUCCAAGCCCUGGACUCGCGAGUCCUGGGAGAAGGCUAGGCCCUUCAUUCUCGAGCAGCGUCAGAAGCUCGAGACUUCCGGCUGGGCGGGCACCGACUCGGCCCGUACCGAGAUGUACGUGCUCCGCCGCACCGCCCCUCACGGUGCCUUCACAGACGAUGGCUUCAUGUACAUCAGAAUGCCAAAGAAGUUCAUCGACUUCCACCGAUCCAGCCGAUCCGCUGAGGAGGAUAAGGCCGAGGAGAACGAUGACGCCAAGCAGCGCAAGACACUUCGCCGCCGAAAGGAGAACGCACCCUCAUACAAGCUCGACAACGAGUACAUCUGGAAGGUGCGCGUCGACGGCGACGGCGAGACCAGCGAGCGUGACCCCAACGUCAUCCUUGACACUCCUGAGCCAUUGGAGAACAUCUUCUACCUCGUCCAGUGUCUUUCGCCCGGUAUGGCCAAGCUCGAGUACAACCGCAAGGAUGCUAUGCAGCCCAACACCAAGCAGUCGGAUCUCCGCGACGACCCAGAAGCCCCCGCUAUGCGACACCGCGCCGUGUUCGCCGCAAGCGAGAAGAUGGUUCGCACGCUCCCUCCCGCCUUCUGGAUGAAGAAGAACGAGAUCGAGCUUCGCAAGAUCCUCGGUGGUGAGGCUUACGAGGCCACCAUGCGUGCCGCAUCGGACGACAAGCGCUCGCACGUCCGCGACGUCAAGGGCCUCAACGAGAAGGUCUGGGAAGAGGCUCUGCCUCCCCGCUCGGAGACAGAGAAGAAGGGCAAGAAGUCGAAGGCCAUGAAGUCGGCAAAGGCGGUUGCGGCAAGUGCAUGA
Messenger RNA from Pseudozyma hubeiensis SY62, 1086 nucleotides. Its product is annotated as expressed protein. The transcript is spliced from 3 exons. The record is from RefSeq and is a predicted model, not a curated record. Bases 1 to 1086 code for a protein of 361 amino acids. NCBI's taxonomy places the organism in Eukaryota, Fungi, Basidiomycota, Ustilaginomycetes, Ustilaginales, Ustilaginaceae.